AUGGAAAAAUCCCAAGAAAUCGACUUGCUCUUAACCUGCUGGCCUAAUCUAGAGGUAGUAUUCGAAGAAAAAGCCUGGGAAGUCCCUAUCGCAAGAGUGACAGACACUGGUCUUGAUCUUCAAGAGGCUGCUAAGAGACUGAAGAUUGAUUGGGAUACAGCUGCGGAGAUUGAUGAUGCUGAACUUAGUGAUGAAUCAGAAGUGCCUCCAGUUUUGGCUGGUUUCCUUGGAUUUCUCGUGAUAAAAUGA
Prunus armeniaca (apricot) is the source of this 249-nucleotide messenger RNA. NCBI's taxonomy places the organism in Eukaryota, Viridiplantae, Streptophyta, Magnoliopsida, Rosales, Rosaceae. The record is from the annotation of a GenBank genome assembly.